Guillardia theta CCMP2712 is the source of this 624-nucleotide messenger RNA. RefSeq lists its product as hypothetical. Bases 1 to 624 code for a protein of 207 amino acids. The record is from RefSeq and is a predicted model, not a curated record. Lineage: Eukaryota; Cryptophyceae; Pyrenomonadales; Geminigeraceae. The transcript has a single exon.
AUGUCUCGGAAGGGGAGUUACGGGAGGAAGGAGAACGACCUCGGCGCUCUGAUCGACAGGUUAGUGGUCAUGGCGGAGGAGCUGUCGCCGGAGCAGAGAUCGCAGCAGGAGCCAGAGGAGAUGGAUGAGUUCACUCGGCUGAAGAAGCUCGCUGCUCGCCAGGUCUCGGAGAUCCGCAAGAUGAUCGGGGAAAGGGACGACCUUCUGGAAGCCUCGGGGGGGUCGGGAGGGAGGCAGGCUGUGGUCCUGUCCUCCAAGAUCAGGGAGCUGCUGAGGAAUGUACACGAGACCCACAAGGCGAUGCAGAACGAGCUGUCGGCGGAGGAGAGGCAGAUGGCGAAAGAGGAGAGCCUCCGAGCGAAGGGCAAGGCGUCCCUGCUGAGCAGGGACGACCUGGAUGCGCACGUGCAGCUGGUGGAGCUGACGGGGAAGCACAUAGCAGAGUGUGAGGCGCUGGAGAAGAAGAGGUACCAGACACCAGGAGGAGGAGGGAGAUCUGCGUUCGGGCCAGGGGGAGGGGGGCGGGAGGGGGGAGGGGGGCGAGGCGGACCGGCCGGGCGACCCGACCCCACUCGAAGGACAUUCGGAGAAGCCCAGAGGUUCGUGCAAGACAUGCGAUGUUAA